AUGUUGGCCGUGUUUUCAGAGACGGUGAAGCAGGCCUGGCUUUGCUCUCGUAUUGAGUGUGUGGUGUGGAAAGCGCCUAGAGCUUCCAGAUUCAUCUCAGAUGGUCUCGAGCACGUCUGGCGUUAUGACUCGAGGCAAGACAAGAGACAAAGACAGGGCAGGGCUGAGGUGCAAAAUUCCGACAUGACACCAUUUGGGCGGCCAAUCUCCAAGAAGAUCGAUCCAUCGAUCGGAGGCCUUACCCGAAAGAAGCAGAUCCUUCAUCGUAAGGGUCUCGAUAGCGUCUCUUCUGGCGCACGCGAUGACAAGGGCAUGCGUCCUGUUAUUGGAUGGCGCUCGUUAGCGAACCAAGAAGCCUCAGGCACGUCUGCAGACAUUGGCCCUAUACGGAGAGGAGAAUACGGGAGCAAACAACAACGAUCCAGAAUGAGACGACAUGUUUGA
Nannizzia gypsea CBS 118893 is the source of this 444-nucleotide messenger RNA. RefSeq lists its product as hypothetical. The transcript has 2 exons. Lineage: Eukaryota; Fungi; Ascomycota; Eurotiomycetes; Onygenales; Arthrodermataceae. The coding region runs from base 1 to 444 and encodes 147 amino acids. The record is from RefSeq and is a predicted model, not a curated record.